Molecule: messenger RNA, 2806 nt
Organism: Electrophorus electricus (electric eel)
Lineage: Eukaryota; Metazoa; Chordata; Actinopteri; Gymnotiformes; Gymnotidae
Gene: fzd9b
Product: frizzled class receptor 9b
Biological process (GO): canonical Wnt signaling pathway; non-canonical Wnt signaling pathway
Cellular component (GO): membrane
Molecular function (GO): transmembrane signaling receptor activity; Wnt-protein binding
Source: RefSeq, a predicted model, not a curated record
GAAAGAGAAAGUUCAGUGUUUGCCAGAGGUGAGUGGAGGGAGGCAUCGUGUCGCUGACACUUAGAUAAACGCACCUUGCGUGAAAGAAGUCCUUGCUACCCAUGCAGUGCGCUGUGCACGACGUUUGAAACCCGUGGAUUAAGACAAGGACGUAUCUGUUUCUAUCCGCGGCGUAACUGAUCAUCUUGAUUCCGUUAUUCGUCUGCGGUGCAGACCACAGUGAAAUAUUACGGGACUUCGCGUUGACAUGCUUUCGGUCGAAUAGCUGCGGAUUUUACACCACAGGAACAACUGCCUGAAUAUCAUCUGACACUACACUUUCAAAGGUGCCAUUUUGCAGAGGUGUGCCUGUUCUCUUUAACCAAAAAGCUGGUUUUGCAGUGCGUUUUUGAACCUUUCAUUGGCGUUUGUGGUAAAAUGCAUUCGACUGGAUUUUAAAGUAGUUUUAACCCACACAGGACAUUCGAAAGACUUUCGAAAACAAAAUCCUUUUACCUGGCGACUUUUUAUGCGAGGAAAGUUUUUUAAAUCCCUCAUUCGUACAGGUGACUAAAAAUCUAGCAUGGAGGGCUCACCAAUGAAGAUCGCGAUUUCUCUGUGUUGUCAGCUAGUCAUCACAGCCUCAAGUCUAGAGAUAGGCUCCUAUGACUUCGAGAGGGGGCGACCGGCUAAAUGCGAGCCAAUUGUCAUCCCGCUGUGUCAGGGCAUCGGAUACAACCUCACCCGAAUGCCUAACUUCAUGGACCAUGAUAACCAAAAGGAGGCUGCUAUUAAGCUGAAUGAGUUUGCCCCGCUGGUGGAGUAUGGUUGCGACGUCCAUCUACGAUUUUUCCUCUGUUCCCUGUAUGCGCCCAUGUGCACGGACCAGGUAUCCACCUCCAUCCCUGCCUGCCGGCCAAUGUGCGAGCAGGCCCGUCAGAGAUGCUCGCCCAUCAUGGAGAAGUUUAACUACGCCUGGCCUGACUCGCUGGACUGCUCCAGGCUGCCCACCAGGAACGACCCAAAUGCGCUGUGCAUGGAGGCACCGGAGAACGACACCAAGCCGGAGCCUAAGAAAGGAGAGGGCAUGCUGCCAGUGCCUCCUCGAGCCAGGCAGCCCAACCCUGGCAGUGGGCGCCCAGGGGGCCCUGCCGGGGCCUGUGAGAACCCUGAGAAGUUCCAGUAUGUCGAGAAGAGCAAUUCCUGUGCACCACGGUGCUCCUCGGCUGUCGACGUGUUCUGGUCCAGGCGGGACAAGGACUUUGCCUUCAUAUGGAUGGCUGUGUGGUCCUCACUGUGCUUCAUCUCCACAGCGUUCACGGUGCUCACCUUCCUCCUGGACCCACACCGAUUCCAGUACCCCGAGAGGCCCAUAAUCUUCCUCUCCAUGUGCUACAACGUCUACUCCAUUGCCUUCAUCAUCCGCUCAGUCGCUGGGGCAGAGAACAUUGCUUGUGACCGCGAGAACGGUGAGCUGUACAUCAUCCAGGAGGGGCUGGAGAGUACGGGCUGCACCAUCGUCUUCCUCAUCCUCUACUACUUCGGAAUGGCCAGCUCCAUCUGGUGGGUCAUCCUCACGCUCACCUGGUUCCUUGCUGCGGGGAAGAAAUGGGGCCACGAAGCCAUCGAGUCUCACAGCAGUUACUUCCACAUGGCUGCGUGGGGCAUCCCUGCCCUGAAGACCAUCGUCAUCCUCACCAUGAGGAAGGUGGCAGGGGAUGAGCUCACGGGCCUUUGCUACGUAGGCAGCAUGGACGUGGGGGCCCUGACGGGCUUCGUCCUGGUCCCUCUGUCCUGCUACCUCGUGGUGGGCACAUCCUUCGUCUUGACUGGCUUUGUGGCACUCUUCCACAUCCGCAGGGUAAUGAAGACAGAGGGAACCAACACGGAGAAGCUGGAGAAGCUGAUGGUGAAGAUAGGCAUCUACUCCAUCCUCUACACCGUCCCUGCCACCUGCGUCAUCAUCUGCUACUUCUACGAGCGCCUGAACAUGAAGUACUGGAAAGCGCGGGGGCUGGAGAGUGCUUGCAUGGCCUCCCCUGGCCGCAGGAACGAGGACUGCAGGCUGGAGGCGUCCGUGCCCACCGUGGCCGUAUUCAUGCUUAAGAUCUUCAUGUCGCUGGUGGUGGGCAUCACCAGCGGUGUGUGGGUGUGGAGUUCCAAGACACUGCAGACCUGGCAGGCACUGUGCAGCCGAAGGCUGGGGGACAGGACUAUCAGGAAGCCCUGCAGUGGGAGCUGCAGUAGCACUCACUGCCACUACAAAGCUCCUACCGUGCUCCUGCACACGACCAAGACUGACCCUUACUUGGACAGCCCUACACAUGUGUGAGAGAGACUAGAGUUGGAUGAGCAUGUGUGUGGGUGUGUGUGGGUGUGGGUGUGCGGCUGCACACAGUGAAAGUGACCUCAGCUGCGGUGUACAGCUUACGCUACCCCUCUCUGGGUGCACGGCAGCGUGAGAGAGCAGUAACAAGGACAGUGAGUGUAAGCAGGUCGCAGGGUAGGUCGCAGCUUUACAGAUAAUCCGAGCCUAUGUGUCAAGGGAAUGUUAAUUACUGCUCUCUGUAGGAGUGUGGAAGAUGCAGUCUUUUAUCUGUUAUACGAAAAGGGAAAAGAACAAAUGCAUGUUCCUGUCUGAAAUGAUGGCAUUUAUGUUUCAGUGUUUCACAGUUCUUAUUUAUUGUAUAUAUAUUUAAUUUAGUUUGGUCUUGGUUUAUCGAGAAUGGUCCUAAAUGGCCCAUCUCUCUGUAAAGAAGUUAAGUCAAUGAGCAAAAUAAGAAAAGUGCCUUUUUUGGAAAAGAUAAUAAAAUAUACUAUAUUUUUA